AUGGGGAAAAUGACAGCUAUAAAGAGCAUUGAUCUUUCUAGGAUCGACUUGAUGGCGCCAUACCAAGUUCCAUUCAGGAAUCUCGUCAAGGUGAUCAGCGGCUGCACGAACACUGAUCUGAGAGCUCUGGUGCCGCAAUACGUACCCAACGGGGGCUUGGGGAAGUGGCUGUACUCCAACAACUACAACUUGGGUCUCCAUCAGCGAGUGAAGAUAACGGUCGACGUUGCAACAGCACUCGAAUAUCUCCACCAGGGCCAACCAGAACCCAUUGUGCACUGCGAUCUGAAGCCUAGCGAUGUUCUUAUAAAUGAGGUCCUGGUUGCACAAAUCCGAGACUUUGGAAUCGCGAAGAUUUUGGCUUAG
This is a messenger RNA of Syzygium oleosum, 366 nucleotides long. RefSeq names its product receptor kinase-like protein Xa21. The transcript has 2 exons. Gene Ontology annotation, biological process: protein phosphorylation. The record is from RefSeq and is a predicted model, not a curated record. NCBI's taxonomy places the organism in Eukaryota, Viridiplantae, Streptophyta, Magnoliopsida, Myrtales, Myrtaceae. Bases 1 to 366 code for a protein of 121 amino acids. Gene Ontology annotation, molecular function: protein kinase activity; ATP binding.